Messenger RNA from Leishmania braziliensis MHOM/BR/75/M2904, 384 nucleotides. RefSeq lists its product as hypothetical. Bases 1 to 384 code for a protein of 127 amino acids. NCBI's taxonomy places the organism in Eukaryota, Euglenozoa, Kinetoplastea, Trypanosomatida, Trypanosomatidae. The record is from RefSeq and is a predicted model, not a curated record. The transcript has a single exon.
AUGGUGUCUAUUCCGUUGGCAUACAGUGGCGUGCUUGGAUUAACUGGCGUCAUCGCUGGUGCCGUCGGCUCGCACGGGCUGAAGGCAAAAACUGUGGAAGAGCGCAACGCCUUCGCUGUGGGCUCUCAGUACCAGCUCAUGCACAGCAUAGCAGCCCUUGGUGCCAUCGCGCUCAGCCAGACAGUACGAAGCUUGAACCCCACCGCGGCGAAGCGGCUGCACAUCGCCGCCUGGAUGUUCCUGGUCGGGACAACACUCUUCUCGGGCACCGUGUACGCGCGCGUGUUUGGUGCCCCCACGUCGAUCCGCCAGGUGGCCCCGGCGGGGGGAUAUCUCAUGAUGGGUGGCUGGGCCUGCCUCAUUGCUGCUGCCGUCGCGCUGUGA